Messenger RNA from Monascus purpureus, 3589 nucleotides. NCBI's taxonomy places the organism in Eukaryota, Fungi, Ascomycota, Eurotiomycetes, Eurotiales, Aspergillaceae. The record is from the annotation of a GenBank genome assembly.
GUUGCUAGUGCGGCUCAACCAAAUCGCAGACGGAGACUUUUAUCUGCCAUCAAGCAGCAAGCGGACCGUUGUCGUCUCGUGCACUCAGCAUCCUGGCUCAGCCUCAUUGCAGGGAAGCCAGAAGUCCCUGUGAUCCUUUAGCCCGCCGAGAGGCUGUGAUGUUCCCUGUGCCCAUCGAUCUCGCUGUUGUCGUCGUUCCAACUUGUUCUUUUCGCUCCGCUGGCUGCGAUCUACAGCAGCGUACAUCCAGAGGAUCUUCAACAAUAACGCACUGAACCCGCAAGUGAUUGGGCGGUAUGAGCUUCCCCCAGAUCGGCGUCAGCGAUAUCAUCACUACCGUCAACGUUGUCUGGACCGUCUAUGAGAGCGUCAGGGACGGACCUCGAAGUGCCAGAUGGGAUUUUCACUCUUUUCGCCAAGAAUUCCAUGCCAUCAAAACGUUAUUGGAAAGGAUCCAGAAGGUGAAAGGGUCCGCGGCAAAGGACAUCCGCGGGUUGGGGUCGCUUUACGCCGAAACCAUCCAGGAAUGUGCCCAGUUCGUCAACAAGCAUAAACAGCUUGCGCAAGCUAGGACUCCGACCCUCAACGGCCGCAGUGAUCGUUUUGGGAACAAGGUAUCCCUUUUAUUUGAGAAAUUCACGUGGCCGUUAGAGCGCAGCGAGGCCGAACGACUCCGCCGCAAGCUGGAGCGCUGCUUGGAGAUUGCCACCUUGAAGUCCACCGAAGAAACACGAGAUGCGGCUUUGGACUUCAUGCGAAUAGCAGAACAUAACCAGCUCGAGAAUAUCGAAAUGCUCAAGUCCAUCAAGACCAUGACUGCACAGAUCUCGCUGCUCCUCCGGCAAUGUAUGCUCGAAGGCCCCAACGACACCGAUCCCCAUGACAUGCACCACCCGAGCCAGCGUGGGAACCGACUGCGGCCGGUGUUUCUAGAGCCCGAAUGUGCCCUGAGUGCAAUCCCUGAAAACGAUGAGGUGACCCCGGUGGGCAGCCAGCGGUACCAGAAGGCGUUGGAUCGCAUCCACGAGAUCUCGGAGCGACUCAGCAAUCUCACGCGAAGGCUUGAGACACCCGAAACUCCUGGCCGGGCUUCGCCGCUGGCUCACUCCACUAGUCACACAUACAUGCGAGGUGUUGAUGGUGUCAGCAGUGAAACGCCGACCACUGCCACUGUGUUUCGCUUUCUUCAUCAAGUCAGCGACGAUGUGCGUGAUGCUCUGGACAUGGUCGGGUAUGGACAUGAAUUCGUCCCCAAUCGUGACCCUCCGCAGAGAGACCAUGCCAGGGUGGAGCCUGUUCAGUCGAUCAACGAAACGGCCGAAGGAUGGAAGCAGUUUCGCGAAUGGCUCGACUUCCAGCUUGUGCAUGCCUUCAGCACAAAUUCCAUUGAUCCACAGCCAGCCCAUUCGCCCCAGUCCUCGCACCAUUUGCUGCUGGAUGGAAUCUCUCCACCGCCAGCGAUCCCAAUCAUACGUACACACUCUAGAGAGUCCGAUCAUAGUAUAAUAAGCUCCCCCCAAUCUACUGUCUCCAUGCCGAUCCCGGAUAGAAAGGUUCCGCUUACAGCACACCCAGUGAAGGUGGAGUUCCCCGACCCGAAUGUCGCUGGCCGUUUUCUUUUUCGCCCUCUCGUAUGUACUGUCAUGGCUUGCUUCAAUACCCAAACGCAUGAACCGGAGGCGAUUGAAGCCAUCGAUGUUCACGGAGUAGUUAAAGUGACCCAAGCCGCCGUUCGCGGGUCGCGUACAGUCCAAAGCUCGAUGCUUCCGUACGUGCCAAGCAGUCGGGUUUCCGCGCCUUAUACGGGCUCCUUGGGGUUAUGGUUCCAGGGCUCACAUAAAACGAAGAUCGAGGAGGACCGACUACCUGUCACGAGAUACGCCAUCUCGCCAGUUUAUACAUGUAAAGAUCGCAGUGAUUUCGAUUAUUUCCAACAGGUCCUUCUUCGGAGAAAAGUGAUCUCAUAUGUGGACGUUCGGAAGAUCUCCGUCAAUACAGCAGACUGUCACUGCAACUCUGCAGAGGUGAUACGUAUCCUCGAAGACCCAAUUACAAAGGCACUCUCGCUGUUGUACUUUGCUUCAUUUCCAGGAACUUCUCGGCGAGCAAGGUUUGUCGACAUGCCAGUGCGAGACCUGGGCGCGGCCAAUCGAAAAUCAAAGCUCGUCAAGCUACCGUUCCAGGGAGCUUCGCGGCGCAGUUCGGUGGAGAGUGCCACAAGUGCCCUUUCACAGGAAUCGCGACUCUCUGCUUUGACGUCAUUCGGGUCGAGUCAGCGAAGAAAACACUUGGAGCUGGAGUUUUACGAGGAAAAGGAUUGUGCAGCGUUUCUUCGAGCACUCAAACAUGGAGAAGGAGGUUGACUAGAGGGUAUGCAUGAAAUGCCAGUUGGCAUGAAUGGACGGUGGUGGCUGUUCACAGGUCCCCCGGAGAGCUGGUGCUACCGCGGAGGCCAGUCCAUGAUGGCCCUAUGAAGAGACUGCGCAGCGGCAGGGUUCACAGGUGGUGUUCCUGCCUUGCCAUUAGUUUAUUUGGGGUUCAAGACCCCCAUGGUCUGUUGUUUCACUCUCUUUCCCCCUCAUUCUGUUCUCUGCUGGGCUCCCUUUCCGACAUCAGUCUACAAUCUCUCCUCUCCCCCCAGCCACUUGGGAAAAGACGAACUGCAAAUAACGAAAGAGGGAGAGACAGAGAGACAGAGAAAUACCCAAGCGAAAGAGAACCCCCCCCGUCCCCCAACGCCGGCCGUCUACCAUGCACCCUAUUGGGUCCUGAAGAAUUUGUCAUUUGAGAUAAAUUGCUGAUGAAUUCAGGAAAAUACAUAGAAACACACAUCCGAUGAAGCAUCCUGUUUUGCUCACGUGUUUGAAGCAUAGAUACCAUUAUAAAUAAUACAGGGGCAGAAGAAAAGAGACCCUCUAUGCAAAAAAAAAAAAAUAGAUGUGGUUGGCAGGAAUAGACAAGGCAAUGAUGGAAGCCUAUUCCCCGGCUAUGAACAGCUCAUUCAUCUCACAAUAUCUCCCGGCUAGGCUAGCAAGCUGAUCAAGAUCAGUAUCCAGGGCUACUUUGCUUUCAUGAUUUCACUUGCUGGCCUCUUGAUGGUCAUCUGGCUGGUUUAUACUUCCCAUUUUUGCCACAUAUGCAAUUCAUGAACUGAAGCCAGGAUAUCAAACGCCCUUCCCGACAGGUGAAAAGUUGCGGAACUGCACGUGAUACAGGGCCUCAGUGGAAAACAACCUUGUCUGGCCUAUGUUUCUUCCAGAACAAGCUUAAUCAGGUUCACUUAGGGGGACUGGCUCCCUGGUAACUUGGAAUAUGAUUGUAUUAGCAACAAGAAUGGAACUGCUGAAGGGAGAAUAAUAAAAGUUAGCCAACCUUAGUUCUGUGAUGAGCCACGGUUCAAGACCAUGCAGAGACAGAAACGGAGUGAGGUCUCCUAUCUGUUUCUUUUUCUUCUCAAGGAAACAUGAUCAUAUCUGCUGCUGCCAUUCCCCGUGUAGGACGCUUCCGUUUAGUGAGAGAAUCUUUGCUUGGGACUUUUGUAGCUUGAUCUGACAAAGGCUGUCUUUUGAAUGAGAGGACGAUCCGUAAU